GCGCAGAUCCCACGUGUGACGCUAACGCUCCCGGUCUGGGGCUGCAGUGCCCGUGUGUGUGUGUAUGCGUGUGUUUGGAGUUGGUUGGGCUUUGAGCUAUGGAAGCGGACGCGAGUCAAGUCACCUCUGGAAGUUCGAAUGAUUCGCAACACGACCCGGGUAAAAUGUUUAUCGGUGGCCUCAGCUGGCAAACCUCACCAGACAGCCUUAGAGACUACUUCAGUAAAUUCGGGGAGAUCAGAGAAUGUAUGGUGAUGCGCGACCCCACAACCAAGCGCUCCAGAGGGUUUGGCUUCAUCACGUUUGCAGAUGUUUCAAGUGUAGAUAAAGUCUUAGCGCAACCACACCACGAAUUAGACUCCAAGACGAUUGAUCCUAAGGUCGCCUUUCCUCGACGGGCUCAACCCAAGAUGGUAACAAGAACAAAGAAAAUAUUUGUGGGUGGAUUAUCAGCAAGCACAGUCGUUGAAGAUGUGAAACAGUAUUUUGAACAGUUCGGAAAGGUAGAGGAUGCCAUGCUAAUGUUUGACAAAACUACAAACAGACAUAGAGGCUUCGGCUUCGUAACGUUUGAGAAUGAAGACAUUGUAGAGAAAGUCUGUGAAAUUCAUUUUCAUGAAAUCAAUAAUAAAAUGGUAGAAUGUAAGAAGGCCCAACCAAAGGAGGUGAUGUUUCCUCCAGGCACGAGGGGGAGGGCGAGAAGUCUUCCGUACACCAUGGAUGCCUUCAUGCUGGGCAUGGGCAUGUUGAGUUAUCCAAACAUUGUGGCAACGUACGGUCGUGGAUACACAGGAUUUUCACCUAGCUACAGUUACCAGUUUCCAGGUUUCCCAGCGACGGCGUACGGACCCGUGGCGGCAGCAGCAGUGGCAGCGGCACGAGGCUCAGGUAGGGUGACCCGGGGAAGUAGCGGUUAUGUGUACCCACAGAAUGCAGGGCCAGGGUUUCCCGAUUAUUGUUUUUGUUUUGGGGGGUUCCCUGAUUGGGGUGUCCCCUGCUCCUUUGCCGACUAUGCCACCCUGGGGCCCCAUACGGGUCAGAUGCUGCAAAGUGAGCACGUCACCUCUACCUGCAACUCACCCUCCCAGCACCACCCAAGCCCGGAUCACUUUAAGAGCUCAGGUGCUAAUCCUCCACGGCCUGGAGGUUUUCCUGGUGCAAACAGUCCUGGACCCGUGACAGACUUGUACGGCCCCAGCAGUCAGGACUCAGCAGUGGGAAAUUACAUCAGUGCUGCCAGCCCUCAGCCGGGCUCGGGGUUCAAUCACAGUAUCGCAGGUCCUUUGAUCGCCACAGCAUUUACAAAUGGAUACCACUGAAAGCUAACCGAGAUGCGGCACCAUCUCAUUGGAGAGUUGAUUGGGAGGCCCUGGAAAAAUGGCCGGAGUCUCUAAUUGGUUUGUGUACAGUUGAUGUCAUAAAGACUUCAAGCACUACAGGUUGUGAUUGGUGAAUGGACAAGUGGGGGUGGAACCAGACAUAGAGGACAAGAAAAAUAUGAUCAUCUCAGAAAAACAAACAUCACAACUGCUGUAACUGUUAUCCAUCCUUCCUGUCACUGCAGGACUCCUUUCCAUUUUUCUUUUCCCACACGCGUUUUUCUUUCUGUAUGCUUUUUAAAAUGACAACGGCUUUUAGAAAAACAUACUUAGAUGAGUGAAUUAUUCAGUUGCAACUGUCACAGCUUUGAGUUUUUUUUCCCUAGAUUUUGUUUUCAGUUAACUUUAUUUUUGCACAUAUGGACAGACACCGUGCUGAAA
Messenger RNA from Cyprinus carpio (common carp), 1760 nucleotides. RefSeq names its product musashi RNA-binding protein 2a. Gene Ontology annotation, molecular function: RNA binding. Lineage: Eukaryota; Metazoa; Chordata; Actinopteri; Cypriniformes; Cyprinidae. Gene Ontology annotation, cellular component: cytoplasm. The record is from RefSeq and is a predicted model, not a curated record.